GUAGACACGGGGUGGGCGGGCUACCCACCCACCGGUUACCCACCUUCGUAUCUCGGCUCGUCCCUGCCCGCAUGCCCGUCCGGACACGCCCACACCGCCCACCACGCCCACAUGCCGCCCGCGCUGCAGUCAGCUGCCCAGAGAGAAGCGGCGGAGACAGCGGCAGCAACAGUGAAUCAUCACAGCUUGCUCUCCGAGGCCCUGGGCGGCGACGCAAGCCUGGCGCUGGCGAAGGACCUCCUGCCAGCCACGCCGUCCGUUCUGCCGCCGUCCGUGUCCGUCGCCACGUCCUUGAGCAUGCUCGGGGGCGGAGUCAGCGUGCUGGGGGGCGGGGCCUCGGCGAUAGGGGGCGGGGCCAACAUGCUAGGGGCCGGCGUCAACCUCCCUGCCCGGCCACCCCCCGCGCCCCCCCGACCCCGUGUGGCGCCCCUACUGACCCUGGAUCAGCCACGGGCGCCGGGGUCGUGCGGGGUCGCGCCCAUGACCCCGUGGCGCGCGGCCCUUGUGAACUCCGAUUGCGUUCGAAGGAGAAAAUAAAGGGAAACACAAAAGCCAAUCACAGCCUCGAGGAUUGA
Penaeus monodon (black tiger shrimp) is the source of this 575-nucleotide messenger RNA. RefSeq names its product collagen alpha-1(I) chain-like. The record is from RefSeq and is a predicted model, not a curated record. The transcript is spliced from 3 exons. NCBI's taxonomy places the organism in Eukaryota, Metazoa, Arthropoda, Malacostraca, Decapoda, Penaeidae. The coding region runs from base 72 to 575 and encodes 167 amino acids.